Phytophthora sojae is the source of this 1095-nucleotide messenger RNA. RefSeq lists its product as hypothetical. The transcript has a single exon. Lineage: Eukaryota; Oomycota; Peronosporomycetes; Peronosporales; Peronosporaceae. Gene Ontology annotation, molecular function: NAD binding; oxidoreductase activity, acting on the CH-OH group of donors, NAD or NADP as acceptor. The coding region runs from base 42 to 1043 and encodes 333 amino acids. The record is from RefSeq and is a predicted model, not a curated record.
GACCCGAGCAAGCCCCGCCAAGCCCUCCCAAGCCUCGCACCAUGAAGAUCGCCUUCUUCUCCACGCACAGCUACGACAUCGAGUCGAUGGAGCGCAUCGCCAAGGAGGACGGCGUCUCUCCCCAGCACGAGAUCACCUUCCUGGUGCCUCGACUCGACCACACCUCCGCCAAGCUCGCUGAGGGCUGCGAAGGUGUCUGCAUCUUCGUCAACGACGUCGCCGACGAGCAGUCGCUGCGCGCGCUGCACGCUGGCGGCACCCGCGCCGUGUUCCUGCGCUGCGCCGGCUUCGACAUGAUCGACCUCAAGGUGGCCAAGGAGCUUGGCAUGUCAGUGACGCGCGUGCCGGCCUACUCGCCGUACGCUGUGGCCGAGCAUGCUGCCGCCCUGAUGAUGACGCUGAACCGCAAGAUCCACCGCUCGUACAACCGCACGCGCGAGCAGAACUUCCGCCUUGCCGGGCUUCUGGGCUUCGAUGUGAACGGCAAGACCAUCGGCGUUGUGGGCACGGGCAAGAUUGGGGCCCUGUUCGCUCGCAUCGCUGGCGGCUUCGGUGCCAAGGUCCUUGCGUACGACGUGAUGCAGAGCCCGGAGGCUCUUAGCUACGGCGUCGAGUACGUCAGCCAGGACGAGAUCUGGGCUCGCUCCGACAUCAUCUCGCUGCACGCGCCUCUCUUCCCCACCACCAAGCACAUGAUCAACGCCGACAGCAUUGCCAGGAUGAAGGACGGUGUCACCAUCAUCAACACGAGCCGUGGCGGUCUAAUCGACACCAAGGCGCUGGUUGACGGGCUCAAGAGCGGCAAAAUCAGGGCCGUCGGUCUCGAUGUGUUUGAAGGUGAGGGCGAGUACUUCUACUCAGACUGCUCUGGUGGAAUCAUCGCGGAUGAGACCCUGGCUCGCCUGUUUACUUUCCCGAACGUGAUCAUUACCGGCCACCAGGCAUUCUUCACCAAGGAAGCCCUGGACAACAUCGGCCACACCACGAUGGCCAACAUCAAGGCGUACGUGGCCAAGGAGCCGCUAGUCAACGAGGUCAAGUAAAAUUCGCCUUGAGGUUGAAACUGACUAUUGGCCCCGCGCUCAUGGCUGGCUC